UACGAACGCAACCAGGCGGCUGCCUGGCUCAUAUAUGGCAUGAGGAAAUAAACCUAUUUACGUUCAUAAAUUAUCUUAGCUGUUACUCUUAACACAAUAGAAUUUUUUUGCUUUAUUAGCGAAAUCGAUUUUCGUGGUUUCCUAUCAGCUGAUAUUUCACGAAAUAUCUGUGAAUUAUGUACUUUUAUUUUUAAACUAGGAUUAGUUAAUGGUGCUAGCAACAAGUGUAGCGAUACACAACAAAAGUGCAGUUGUUAGCUGAACUGAACUGGACUGGACUGGGACACAGUGUAAAGUAGAUAGAUUUUUUUUGCAAAUUAUGUGGAAUUAUAUGGACAAGAGCAAUACUAUCUGGUUGGUAGACUAAUUGUUUUGAAGAGGAAAUGCUGAUUUUCAGAAGUAUUUGUGUGUUUAUUGUGUAGUUUACUAAAACAUGUAGCAGCAGCAGUAGCAGUAGUAGUAAUAGUAAUAGUAAUAGGGCUCCAGGUACCUUUGUGUCAUUAGGAGACCCUUUAAAUAUCUCCUGUAAGUGAUGUAGUUGUAUAAAGUAUUAGAAUAAAUAUUCCACUAACAUGUUACCCUGCUUACUAAGAGCUCUAUAAAACAACAACAACAACAACAACAACAGCAACAACAAACCCCAAAGCUGACAGUCAGCAAAGAAGUCAGAAAAGAUGCUGUUUUUCCUCCCAUGCUUCUCAGACUAGAUUCAUUUGUGCAUGAUCUAAAAGUGCUUUAUUUAAUUAGCCAGUGAGAGUGGAGGCUUGGUGUUUCCCUUCGAAAAAUGGCAAGCGUGCUCGGAUUAAAAAUAAGCCUCAGUUCACUGAGGAGGAAGCAACCCAAGACCUUCAGCGUCAGGAUCGUGAUGAUGGAUGCAGACCUGGAGUUCAGCUGUGAGGUGAAGUGGAAAGGGAAGGACCUGUUCGAGCUGGUAUGCAGGACAUUAGGACUCCGGGAGACGUGGUUCUUCGGCCUGCAGUACAACGUCAAAGACACGGUGGCGUGGCUGAAAAUGGAUAAGAAGGUUUUAGAUCAGGACGUUCCUAAACAGGAGCCCAUCGUGUUGAACUUCCUGGCGAAGUUUUACCCUGAAAACGCAGAGGAGGAGCUUGUCCAGGACAUCACACAACACCUCUUCUUCCUGCAGGUGAAGCAGAAGAUUCUGGAAGAGGAGGUGUACUGUCCUCCGGAAGCCUCAGUGCUGCUUGCGUCAUACGCCGUCCAAGCAAAGUACGGAGAUUACGACCCCAAUGUCCACAAACCAGGCUUCCUGGCCCAAGAAGAGCUUCUACCAAAGAGGGUGAUUAAUCUCUACCAGAUGACCGCUGAAAUGUGGGAGGAGAGAAUUACACUCUGCUACGCUGAGCACCGAGGCAGGACCAGAGAGGACGCGGAGAUGGAGUAUUUAAAAAUAGCUCAGGAUUUGGAGAUGUACGGGAUCAGUUACUUUUUUAUCCGGAACAAAAAGGGAACGGAUCUCCUGCUCGGCGUGGAUGCUUUGGGACUGCACAUUUAUGAACCGGAGAACAAACUGACGCCGAAAAUCUCUUUCCCUUGGAACGAAAUCCGCAACAUCUCCUACAGUGACAAAGAGUUCGCUAUUAAGCCUCUGGAUAAGAAAGCGGACGUGUUCAAAUUCAACUCCUCCAGACUGCGGGUGAAUAAGCUGAUUCUGCAGCUGUGCAUCGGGAACCACGACCUGUUCAUGAGGAGACGCAGAGUGGAUUCACUGGAGGUGCAGCAGAUGAAGUCCCAGGCCAGAGAGGAGAAAGCUCGCAAACAGAUGGACCGGCAGAGGCUGGAGAGAGAGAAACACCUGCGUGAGGAAGCCGAGCGAGCACGUGAUCAGUUGGAGAGACGACUCCUGCAUCUACAGGACGAAGCUUUUAUGGCCAACGAAGCUCUGCUGCGUUCAGAGGAGACGGCUGAUCUGUUAGCAGAGAAGGCUCAGAUCGCUGAGGAAGAGGCCAAACUGCUGGCUCAGAAGGCAGCCGAGGCAGAGCAGGAGAUCCAGCGGAUUAAAAUGACGGCGAUCCGCAGCGAGGAGGAGAAGAGACUGAUCGAGCAGAAGAUGCUGGAUGCCGAGAUGCUCGCCCUCAAAAUGGCUGAAGAAUCUGAGAGGAGAGCCAAGGAAGCCGAUCAGCUGAAGCAGGACCUGCAGGAAGCCAGAGAGUCUGAGCGCAGAGCCAAACAUAAGCUGCUGGAGAUCACUAGCAAAUCGCCUUACAUGGCUGCGUCGCUCUCUCCGAACGCCCUCCCUCCUGAUCUCAGCUUCAGCACGGAGAACCUGAGCUAUGACUUCAAAGACACCGAUAUGAAACGCCUGUCUAUGGAGAUCGAGAAGGAAAAGGUGGAGUACAUGGAGAAGAGCAAGCACCUCCAGGAGCAGCUGAACGAGCUGAAGACGGAGAUCGAGUCCUUGAAGCUGAAGGAGCGAGAGACUCAUCUGGACAUCCUCCAUAACGAGAACACGGAGAGAGGCACCAGCAAGCAGAGCAACUUCAAAAAGCUGACACUACAGAGCGCCAAGGCAAGAGUGGCCUUCUUUGAGGAGCUAUAGCUGACCAAACUCUCUGUGUGUGUGUGUGUGUGUGUGUGUGUGUGUGUGUGUGUGUGUGUGUGUGUGUGUGUGCGCGCUCAAGUGUUAAUCUUUUGUGUAAGCUUUUUUUUUUCUUUCUUUCUUUUUUUCAAGUUAGUUUUAUGGAAUGUAAUAAUAUUUUUUGCAGAGUUGAAAUCACUUAUUUUGUGUGUGUGUGUGUGUGUGUGUGUGUGUGAGAGUGAGAGAGAGAGAGAGAGAGAGAGUGAGUGACUUAAGUAUUAACCCUUUUUUUGUGUGUAUUAAAGAUUUAUUUUUUUCUUUUGCCAGUUUGUGUUGCAACAAGUGGUGGUGUUUUUUUCCUGUGGAUUUGAAAUCACCACUGUGUGUGUGUGUGUGAGAGAGUGAGAGUGUGUGUGAGUGUGUGUGUGUGUGUGAGAGAGUGUGUGUGUGUGUGUGUGAGAGAGAGAGAGUGAGAGUGUGUGUUUAUUUGUGAGACUUUUUGAAACACAUUCCUGCUUAGGCUCAGUUCUGCUCCACACUUUUGACCACUUGACCUGUGUGUGUGUGUGUGUGUGUGUGUGAACUCUUACAGUAAGUAAACACUAGAGUGUGAUUAUUGCCUCAUACACACUCUUCAGACACACCAUUAAUCGCCAUUCCAAUAUCUGUAACCCGUAAGCAGGAAGAAACCAGAUGCUGCUCUCACACACACACACACGCACACACACACACACACACACACACUGACUAUGAAAUAACUGGAAAAAAGUUGUACUUUCUCUUCAGACUUUUUCCUUUGACGUGUCAUGCUACAUUUUAUCUUUUUUCUUCUUCUUCUUGUGUGGAUUUUUCUAAACCUGUGUGAAAGCUUUGUGUCUCCAUUACUGCUGAGACUCGAGCGUAGCCGCUAUGUCUACUUUUUUCCCAUAGCAAGAGAGAAACAUUUAGUAAAAAGCGUACGCCGCUGCUGAAGCCGCAGUCGAGGCCGUUGAUAAAUGUAUUUCCUGUUGUUUUUUAUUUUUAUAUAUUUUUAUAUAUAUGGUUACACUACACUCUCUGUAAUGGAGGCUCAGAGCUGUGGAGGUUCAGCUCGUUCCAGACACAUUUCUUUGAAGGCUACCUACACUUAGUCUUCAUAACACAUCCGUAACCGUCGCGUAAACCUUUUAGCACGCAAUAAUGUCCACGCUCUGAAAGAUUUUGAAGUUGUACGUCUUUCAUCAGUUUUUUUUAAAAACGUUAUAUAGAUAACUUUCCAGGCGAUCUAUUUGUCUGGACUAACGGCACGCGUACCUGUACGUGUUGUCGGCUACGAAGUAUCACUCUCUUUCUAUUUAUUUAGCUGACGUACAGUGCUAUCUGCCCUCUUCCGCAUACAUUAGCUGACAGAGGCCUACGAUUGGCUAAUGAUUUGCUGUGAUUGGCAGGGAAGACGGAGUAUGCUCCUCCCACCCGGAGCACACGGCCAGUUUAGCCGUCUUGGCCCUCGUCUUGUUCGGGCUGCGGUUGAAUUUCCCCACCUCCUUCCUUCCUUCCUUCCUUCCUUAUUUAUUUAGCCGACAUACAGUACAGGCUUCAUAACAGUCAUAUCAACGUCUAACUGAUUCGUUCGUCUGACACGUGAGGUUCUUAAAGACAGCGCUUCGUAACAUCGAGUACGUUUACAUGGACGGCGAUAAUCCGAUAUUAAGACGCUACUCUGAUUAAGAAACUCGCAUGUAAACAGAGAUUAUUGAGGACGUUAAUCCGAUUAAAGUCAUACUCGAAGUAAACACGAAUGGAAUUAAGACGUGUGGCGUAUUCCUGCGUGUUUUAGUCGCAUUAUCGACGUGCGUUACAGACACGUACACACCCUUAAUCGCACUAUUAACGUCGUGUGGGAGUUUUCACCGCAUUGUGCGACAGGACACGUACACACACGGCAGCGCUCGACCGUUUGACGGCAAACAAGAGAGCACGGCUGCGUCCCAAACCGCGUACUUGCCUACUAUAUAGUAGAAGAAAUACAUGUAUCUCAGCUACUAUAUAGACGGUAAGUACGCGGUUUGGGACGCAGCCCACGACUUAAUUAGCACGUACAGCACGACAGAUAAUUAACCGCACUUCAAGCGUUCGUAAAACGAAAAAUAAAAACACCCAAAACUGUAUACGGUUCCAUAACGAAGACCAACUGUACGUCGAUACGUGAAAUUCCGGAGGGAACGUCGGACGACGUGGCGCGGGGACGUAACGACGUGCGCCGUUAAUCGCUCUAUGUUCUAUAACACGUAAAACAGGAAGAUGAAAGGAGUAUUCUAAAAGCGACUCAUGUAAACACCUUAAUCAGAAUAUCGUCUUAUUCAGAAUAAGCUCGAUAAUUAGAUCACUGCUGUCCGUGUAAACGUAGUCAAUGUUAUAAAUACAGAACCGAUCCCAAUUAGGUUAAUGGCACGAAACGAACUCGUGAAUAAACGUAUGUUGGAAAAAGUAGACAUAGUCCUUAACAGCGUUACAUUCAUCUGCAAAAACCGAUCCCAGCUAGCUAAAGGACAUGAACGGGAUUCACACGGACGACAUACGGGACUCGGAAAUGCAUCCCGUUGUAAAGGAAGUUAUCCAUUGUGCUUCAUAACGGUGUCGCGAACGCAAAGCUGUCUCCCAGUAGGUUAACGGUCCGGCUGGCUUGCGAUCGUAGGCGGACAUAGUGCUUUAUAACAGUGUUCUGAACGCAGGACGUGUUACAGCUAGGGUAGAAAGAAUUCACUCAGAUCAGACAUGGACCUCGGAAAUGACCACGCUAUCGUUAUUGUGCGUUCUAAUAUUUUUAAAAAAUGCAAAUGAAUCACUUAAGAGCGAAUAUGACUGGCGGAUACUUUAUAGAUACUUCAUAACACUUUAUAAAUGUACUUAAGCUGAAGACAAAGUAACGGAUAAGAUGAGCGUUACAGAUAGAGUCGUCUCAAACGGUCGCGUCCUGAGAUUCGACGUAAACCUCAUGCGGAAUUGCUUUCUAGAGGAUUUAUGAAUGUAUUAUGACACUAAAGUUACUGAAUAUUUUAUCUGCAGUGCGCAUAUGUGUGUGUGUGUGUGUGUGUGUGUGUGUGUGUAUCAGGUUGCCGUAUUUACUUUUAAACGCAAUCCGAUCUGGCCUUUAAAAAUCAAAGCCUUCGGGAUUAUGAAGUAGUUUUUUUUUAUUAUUAUUUCUUUCUUUCUCUUUUUUUUUUUUUUUUUUUUUUUUUUUUUUUUAAAAAGUUUACACUUUAUUUGAACUGGAGUGUUUUUGUAUAUAUUUUUGGAUAAUAUUUUUGUUUGUGCUGAGAAAUAAAUGAAUGUAAAUCCUG
Messenger RNA from Ictalurus furcatus (blue catfish), 5859 nucleotides. It is a transcript of the gene nf2a, whose product is annotated as NF2, moesin-ezrin-radixin like (MERLIN) tumor suppressor a. The coding region runs from base 785 to 2560 and encodes 591 amino acids. Gene Ontology annotation, molecular function: actin binding; cell adhesion molecule binding. NCBI's taxonomy places the organism in Eukaryota, Metazoa, Chordata, Actinopteri, Siluriformes, Ictaluridae. Gene Ontology annotation, cellular component: plasma membrane; apical part of cell; filopodium. The record is from RefSeq and is a predicted model, not a curated record. The transcript has 17 exons. Gene Ontology annotation, biological process: positive regulation of early endosome to late endosome transport; positive regulation of protein localization to early endosome; regulation of organelle assembly.